AUGGAGGUCAAAAGGCAUUUUUCCUGGCGCUCACUAGUCACCAUUGCUGCGCUCUGUCUCUUUCAUGUCACCGCCGGGGAAACAACGUUGGGUCAAACCCCACAAAUGGGCUGGAACUCGUGGAAUACCUUCAAGGCCAUUAUCAAUGAAUCUGUUAUUCACGAAACUGCCCGGCUUUUUGGUACGCUUGGACUACAGAAAGCAGGAUACAACUACGUUGUCAUUGAUGACGGGUGGGCGAACCACUCUCGUACUGCAGACGGAUAUCUACAAGCAAAUGUUACCGGAUUCCCAUCUGGUAUCAAGGCACUGGCAGACAAAGUUCAUGCUCAGGGCUUGAAGCUCGGCAUUUACAGUGACAGUGGAAUUUUGACGUGCGAUUUCAAACCGGGUAGUUGGGGUUACGAAGAGCGAGAUGCACAAACUUUCGCAAGCUGGGGUGUAGAUUAUCUAAAAUAUGAUAACUGUGGUGGUUUCGAAGGAAUGACGGAGGCGUCUCAAGUCCGAUUUGGCACAAUGAAAAAUGCUCUUGAGCUUUCUGGUCGAAAAAUCUUUUACUCGGUGUGUGAAUGGGGGUUCCAAUUUCCAUGGCGCUGGGGAGGAGGAAUUGGCCACUCCUACAGAAUCUCUGGUGAUAUUACCGCUUCCUUCACCAAUGAGACCGGAUGCGCAUGCAAAACUGCCUACUGUCUCAACACAGGGUACGCUGGCUGCUCUGUUUUGACUAUCAUCAACAAGAUGCGAGAGAUUAGCCAGUAUGGCGUUCAAGGGCAUUGGCUAGAUAUGGAUAUGUUGGAAAUCGGAGUCGCCAACAUGACUCUUUAUCAGCAACAGACCCACUUCACGUUUUGGUCAGCCCUCAAGUCGCCUUUGAUUAUUGGUGCCGAUCUCAGUAGAUUGUCGAAUGAGAGUCUGGCGAUUCUCACGAACAAGAACAUCAUUGCUCUCAACCAGGACUCUCUUGGAAAACCCGUCAGCUAUGUAGAAACAUUAAGUGAAGACGGGCUAUGGCAGGUCUGGGCUGGAAACAUUGAGAGUGGAUAUGUUGUCCUUCUAUUGAAUGAGAAGAGCUACCCUCAGACUAUCUCUCUUCAAUUAUCGAACCUGGGACUUGGGACCCCCCGCAAGAUUGUUGAACUGUGGUCCGAAAAGACAUUGAAGACGAACGCAUUUAAUGGGACCCUUCAACCUUAUCAGACUCUUGUAUUCAAGAUAGACACUGCCUGA
Messenger RNA from Talaromyces amestolkiae, 1227 nucleotides. RefSeq lists its product as uncharacterized. Bases 1 to 1227 code for a protein of 408 amino acids. NCBI's taxonomy places the organism in Eukaryota, Fungi, Ascomycota, Eurotiomycetes, Eurotiales, Trichocomaceae. The record is from RefSeq and is a predicted model, not a curated record. Gene Ontology annotation, biological process: carbohydrate metabolic process. Gene Ontology annotation, molecular function: hydrolase activity, hydrolyzing O-glycosyl compounds. The transcript has 2 exons.